AUGGCGACUCAAGACACUUGCACCGCAUACGAUGGACACGGCGUCGGCCACGAACUGCAGGGCUCCGACUUGGAGAUGCCGGGCUUGUGGGAGUCAGGUGAGGCCCGGUUGUUCUACUACUUACCCAAGUUCGCGCUGGCGGCGAUCGUGGUGAGUUCCGUCUCCAAGUUGGUGGCCUAUGACGUGGCCAUGAACUUGUAUAGAGUGAAGAAAGCCGACUUCACAAUGUGGAUGACGGCGAUGAUCGGCACGCUUUGCGUGGGCCCGCGCUUGGGCAUCAGCUUGGCUGCCCUGCUUUCUUUGCUGAUUGUUAUCUACGAGUCUAUCCACCCGCCCAUUCAGGUGCUUUGGCGUGUCGAGGGCUCGAACAGCUACCGGAACAUUUUGCAGGCGCCUGAGGGAGCCUUCAUGGAUGGCAUCUUCAUAGCACGAAUUGGCGGAUCCUUGUACUUUGCCAACGUUGCAUACGUCGAGGACUCGCUGCUGACACUGAUUUCGGAUAUGCGCGAAAUCAGUGAAGUCAGAUACCUAGUCCUGGAUUUCACGCCGGUCGUCACCGCGGACUACUCCGCAAUGGAGGUGCUGCACAGCGUUAUCCAUGACUUCCGGUCACAAGGCAUUGAUGUCGCCUUCUCUUGUGUUGGUGAGCGUCUCGAGCGCAGCCUGCAGAAGUUCGGGCUGCUGGACUACCUUGGCGAGGAGUGGCUCUUUCACAGCGUCCACGAGGCCGUGAUGCACUGCGUGUGCGCGGGUGGCGAUCCCAUCGGCCUGGCGACACUUCAGCAGGAGCAGGAAGAGGCGUUGCGCGAGCUCGAGCAUGCGCAGCGCCGUUGCCGUCAGCUGCAGAUCUGUGACCGAGGUGGGAUUCACCGCUUCACUGCGGGCUGA
Symbiodinium natans is the source of this 888-nucleotide messenger RNA. NCBI's taxonomy places the organism in Eukaryota, Dinophyceae, Suessiales, Symbiodiniaceae. The record is from the annotation of a GenBank genome assembly.